Messenger RNA from Magallana angulata, 1260 nucleotides. RefSeq lists its product as uncharacterized. The coding region runs from base 155 to 1177 and encodes 340 amino acids. Gene Ontology annotation, molecular function: transmembrane signaling receptor activity. NCBI's taxonomy places the organism in Eukaryota, Metazoa, Mollusca, Bivalvia, Ostreida, Ostreidae. Gene Ontology annotation, cellular component: membrane. The record is from RefSeq and is a predicted model, not a curated record. Gene Ontology annotation, biological process: immune response; toll-like receptor signaling pathway; inflammatory response. The transcript is spliced from 4 exons.
UAAAUGACAAAACUCCAUUCCGCGACUUCGGAUACACGUUAGAAAUGUCAUUAAAUUCUAUAAUCACCCAAUUAAAAUUCAAUUCAAUACCCCGAACAGUCAGUUGUAUGUUUAUGUUUUGCUGCGCAGAGACUAAGAAUGGUGGUGCGGAAAAAUGGAUAUUAAUCCCAAUCACAAUCAGGUAACCAUGGAGAGUUUGGAGCGUCAAAGAGCCAUGGCGAUGCCUCGAUGCGACACCCCGAGUGAUGCCCCGCCUCUACCGGUAGGUAAAGACUACCAUGCCUUUUUUAGUUUCCACGGAGAAAAUCCAGAUUAUAAUUGGGUAAAAGCUGUGACGAGGGAGCUGGAAUGUCGUGGAUUCAAAUGCUGUGUGUUCCCCCGGGAUCUUGACGCGGGAAAGUCGUUAUCAAACAACAUCAAAUCCGUACUGACAAAGUGUCUAAGAAUCGUAACUGUUUUAUCUUCUGCCUAUAUAAAGAAUGAGUGGUCCCAAUUAGAAAUGGAAAUAAUUUCAUUAGGAAAGCUAGAGGAACUAGUUUUCAUUCCCGUUUUGAUCGAACCCUGUGACAUUCCACCUUUUCUGAAAUAUUACAGAUACAUAAAUGCAACGACUGCAAAAGAAACAUGGUGGAAUGCCUUCCAUGAGCAGAUGCUUGGAAAUGUACCCCCACUUCCGGCGCGUAAAAAACACCAUGUCUUUUUUGCCCACACCUCAUCGGAUACAAAAUGGGUAAACGACAUCGUAAAACGCCUAGAAAACCCUGUAAAUAGCAUCGUCUGUUGCUUUCCUGCUCGAGAUUUUAAACCAGGAGCGUCCAUGCAGGAGUCAGUCGACAGUGCCAUCAAAAGAUCUCUACGAGUUGUCCUCGUCUUAUCAAAAAACUUUCUCGCGAAUGAAUGGAAGAAAUAUUUUGAAAAGAGGUUCAAACAAUUCAAAACGAUUCCUAUCAUUAUAUCGGACUGUAAUCUGCCCAUUGUACUGGACGAUAUAGUGUGCAUUGAUGCCCGUAACUCGGGAACAGACUGGUUUAAAGUGUUGUUGCGAGCGAUAAAAGAAGAAGAUUUAAACGCUGAUGAUGACACAGUGACGAGUACAAGUCAGUUUAUACGAGAAGAGGUGAUCUUCACACCAGCAGCAGAACCCAUGGCAAGUCUUUCCACAACCUCUUUUAUUUGAAGUCAUCUCUUGUGCCAAAAUUGGACCUCAUGAAACUUUUAUAAACUUAUCUUUUUUUCAAUAAAUGACAACCAAUCUAAUAA